AUGAAGUUCACUCCUUUCUGGGUCUCUUCCGCCCUAUUAAUUCCACAGGCUCUAGCCCUGGCUGCAUCUGCAACUACCUCUACUGCCACCUCCACUACCGCGGCAGCAACAUGUACAGCUUCCCUCAUUACCACCCUCUGCAGCUACCCGGAACCAGCAGAUGGCACUGCCGUCGCUAGCGACGGCAGCGCCUUUUGCUGGGAUUACUGCAAUGCCAACCCUCCCUGCAGCUUCGUGAUCUUCCGUCUUGGCGACCCUGACAACGGCGAUGGCACAUGCUGGCUAUACCCCGGAGACACCUUCGAUGCGAGCGAAGGUACAACGGAUUGCGACGACCCCAUUUUGUCCGUCUACGACGAGCCCGUUUGCUCUACCGCUACCACCACCGCUACCGCCACCACCUCUACUUAUUCCUGCGCCGCCACUGAGACUCCCUCUGCUAUUGCCUCGGUCUGCGGAUACCCGGAGCCUGCUGACUGUGAUUCCAACUGCUAUGCUAGCUCCGGUGCAUCGAACUGCAUGAGUAUUUGUGCAAAGGCCGAUGCCUGCAGCUAUACUGUCUUUAAUACGCACAAUGAAGACUACUCGCCCUACGGCGACGGUACCUGCUGGGUUUAUCCGAGUGGCACAUACGAUGCUGCAAAUGCAACCACUUGCACUGAUAACGUUUAUCAAUAUGUGUACGAUAACGAGUGUCCCAAGCCAUCGACCUCGUCCUCCUCUUCAUCAUCUGCUACUGGAACUGCGGGCGCUACUUCGGGCUCAACUACCAGCACCAACAUACUGUCGGAUGGCACUGACAGCGGAAGCAAUACCACGAGCGCCUCAACAGCUACUGCCACCAGCAAGAAUUCUGCUUCUGUUGGCCUUUCGCUUCCUAACCCGCUUGCUAUGGGAAUGGCUGCAUUGGCAUGGCUGGCUCUUUAA
Penicillium verhagenii is the source of this 927-nucleotide messenger RNA. RefSeq lists its product as uncharacterized. The coding region runs from base 1 to 927 and encodes 308 amino acids. The record is from RefSeq and is a predicted model, not a curated record. The transcript has a single exon. NCBI's taxonomy places the organism in Eukaryota, Fungi, Ascomycota, Eurotiomycetes, Eurotiales, Aspergillaceae.